AUGCUGAAAUGGUCUGGUGGUGUGACACGCCUGGAUAAAGUCCGCAACGAGUACAUUAGAGGUUCCUUCAGAGUAGCUCCUAUCGUGGAAAAAGUAAGAGAAAGUCGCUUACGCUGGUAUGGCCAUAUUCAAAGACGCGAAAACAACUACGUGGUUAAAAAAGUGCUCAAGAUACCAAACUCGACCAGAGGCGAAGUUAUCCCGGAAGGCAAAGAUGACGAUGAUGGACUCCUUGAGGGAAUAGUUAAAGAUGUUAUCGAUCGUAUAAGCGUAUUCUUAGUCGAGGCUGGCUAUGACCCAUACAGAGUGGACGCCUUGGGAUUCCAAUACAAACUUCCAGUUACCGACCUUUUCGCAGUCAACGCCCGGGCGCAGAAUAUAGCAUUGGCUGGUGCCAGCAACAUCGUGUUGCAUGAUAUCCGUUACAACCCUAUUACAUUCAGGCUCACCUUCGACGUGUCUCUGCCCAGGCUCUCAGCUGCUGUCGGUAAUUGCCUUUAA
Messenger RNA from Achroia grisella, 501 nucleotides. RefSeq lists its product as uncharacterized. The transcript has 3 exons. Bases 1 to 501 code for a protein of 166 amino acids. The record is from RefSeq and is a predicted model, not a curated record. Lineage: Eukaryota; Metazoa; Arthropoda; Insecta; Lepidoptera; Pyralidae.